UGUUCCCCCCCCCCCCCGCGCCGCUCCUUUCCUGGGUUAAAGGAUUUGAGCAAUGGGGCGGAGGUGGAGCUCGGCAGAGGAUUAAAAGAAGCGGAUGUGUUAAGGGACUGAUCCAGAUUUUUUUCUCUCUCCCUCCGCUUCUCAUCCUCCCUCCUUGGCUUCAAACCCGCGAAAACUUCUCGGGGGUGGGGGUGGGAGAACAAGAAGCAGCGGACGAAGCGAGAAGGAUUGAAAAAGACGAACCAGAGGGAUAUACGGAAUAGCCAAACCCCCUUUUUUUCCGCCAUCCAGCCUGAUCCCACCGACACACGCGCGCCGCGUAACCCACCCCUGACUCAGAUCCGCCGCCUGGAUCCCCUCCCUUCCCUCUUGGCUCGGGGAUCGAGAGAGGAAGGAGCCGCGAUCGCCGAGGCUUGCUGGAAUCUCCCCCCACCCCCGCCCGUCCGCUUCCCCGGGCAAACGUGACCGAGCCGGGGCCAGCUUCAGCCGGCCGACCACGCUUCCUGCAAACAUGGGCCGAGGGAAGGGUUUUUUAGCCCCUUGCCGCCUGCCGGUCAUCGCCGACACCAAGCUGGCGUGAAAAGUGGAACCCUUCCAAUCCUCGGGAGUUUCGAUUCUCGCCGGUUUAUUGGGAUACAUAUCAUACGUUCACCCAUCGGUUCUUCUGAUCUUCUUGGUUCAGCCUCGGAGGACGCCUGGCAUCUUGGAGCACUCCACCGUUGAUUUUCCACCCCUCUUCCUUUUUAAUUAACCACUCUCUUUUUUCCUGACUUGGGCACGUGAAUUCUUGGAAUACCUGACCGUUCUUGAAAUUCUCCGGAUUUUAAGAGGGUUCUAUGCAAAUCCGCCUCCCUGGCUGCAGCAUUCCCUGGGAAUCCUGGCUUCCCGCUGGAUUGUGGAGAACCGAGAUUUCCCCACUACCUUGCUGCCUUUUGUUUCCUCUGUCUGGAAUCCUGGCUUUUGACCCAAUUAAGAACUUCAGAAGGUGGCGUUGGGUACCAAAGUGCAUCUAGCAUCUUUCCAUCACUGCUGCGUCUUCUGCUGGCUUUGGAACUCCUGGGAUUGUUUGAAAUUCUGAAAGGCGUAGACUUCUGGUUUUCCUCUGGUUCCCUGCUGCCCUGUCCGAGACCUGGUCACUCCCCGGAUCAACCAUGUCUUCCGCUCCUGUCCUGCCCGAAUGGAAGCUCCAGUUGCUGGAGCGCCGGCGCAAAGAAGAGGAGGAAACUCGCCGCAGAGAGCGGGAGCAGCAAGACCGCAUGGCCAAGAUGCCGGCCUGGAAACGGGAGAUCAUCGAGAGACGCCGGGCCAAGCAGGGCUCCAGCACCUCUUUCUCGGAGCCAGGAGGGCCAGAGACGGCCAUGGCCACAGCCCCUGCAGCCACACCACCCUGCCCAGAGGGGGCGCUGGAGAGUUCGGUGCUACAGGAAAAGAUUGGCCCAAUCCACCAAAACCCUUUCAUUCAACUAGAAAAACGGCGCUACAAGGAGUCGGAGAAUGAUCUUGCCAGUGUGAAAGCCAAGCAGAUCGUGGAUCUGUACGGGCAAAUUCCAGGGGUUCGCACCCUGCGUGCUGACAAUGUUAUUAUUAUCGAGACAGUGCCGGGGGCGCCGCCGGCACAGCUGGCUGGGGAUCGGCACUUAGGGGAAAGCAAGUCAGGUAGCGUGGAAUCCCUGAAUGAGUUGUUGGCACGACGGGGCGGCAGCGUGACCGAGAUCCGCGCCGGGGAGGUCUUCAUUGUCAAGUCGGCUUUGAGCCGUAGCGUGGAGGACCUCAAUUCCGUCGGCCGGACCGAGUACCGGGGGUCACUGUCAGAACCACGUCAAGGGCGAGUGAGCAAACUGCUGAGUCGGUUCAGCCAGGAGGAUGGCGGGCGGCAGGUACCCCCGCGCCCGGUGAGGUCCCUCAGUACUGAGAACCUUACCGAAAGCACCUACGUGACCAGGAAGCCUGGCAGCAUGCCCGUGGAUGCCAAUCCUUCCACCAGGUCAUACCGUGAUGGCACGCCCAGUCCUCCCCGCGACCUUCCGGGUCUAACCUCCCCAGUGCCGUACACUGUAGCAUCUUAUCGCAGCCAGUUUGAAACCAAAUCUGCCGGCGGGGACGCCUGGCCAGACAGCCCUCCAAGGCGCUCGCCAGCCGGGAAAACACGGGGCAGGGAGACGGCCUCUCCGGAGAGGGGGCCCAAAGCGGAUACCAGCAGUGAUUCGGAGGCUAGCUUUGAAUUCCGGCCAUCAGCAGCCCCGGCUCCGGUGGCUGAAGAUGAUGUCCAGGGCAAAGCUUUGGCCAACCUCCGCCUCCACUCUCGGAACUCCUUCAUGGUUGUGCCGCGACGGACCUCGUCCUCUCCUCCCCCACUCCCAGAACCCAAGCAGGAAGCCAGCCCUCCUCCUCCUCCUGCUGCUGCUGCUGCUCCCGCUGUCAAGCAGCCCCCAGCCCCCACUUCCUGCUCGACACCCAGCCGAGAGCCACUUCUGCCAGACGUCCCCGCCGAGGAUCCUCCUGAGGCUGAGGCCAUGAGACGGGGCGGGAGCGGAGGCACCACCAAGGAGGAUGUCCGGGUGGGGGGCUUGGCCCGAGCCUCGUCCCCCCACCCAGCAGUGCAGCGUCGCAGCGGCAACACCAUCACGAUCAACCCUCGCAAAGUCCCCGUGGCACCUGUUACGGCAGUAGAAAAUGGCUUCGAGAGCGACACUCCCACCGUCGUGGCACCGGUGAAGAAGCGCUACCCCACGGCUGAGGAGAUCCAGGUGAUUGGGGGAUACCUCUCCCUGCAGCGAUCUUGCCUGGCCAAGAACGAUCCCCAUCGGAAGAAGCUUAAGAUCUCAUUCAGUGAGAACCAGCUGGAGAGGACCUUUCAGUAUCCAUCAGAGGAUUCCCUACUUGAGGAGUUUGGGCCUCCUGAGGAGUCAGAUUCAUUGACCUGCACCAAUCCCCAUGGGGAUGAGGAAGAAGAGGAGGAGGAGUUGUUGCUGCUUCAUCGUGGCCUCCCUGGUCUGCUGAGGACUAAGCCCCUCAUUGUAGAUGAGUCCUGCCGGCGGUAACCUGUUCAUCCUUCUCCAUCACAAGGAAGGAUCACGCCUAUCUAAGGAUUCCUACCACAUUCCAAAUCCUUCGGAUGUACUUUUGGUCUGUUUCCGUCUUCCAGUGACCACAAACGCUGAGAACAGAAGCUGGGACUGAGAAAGAAUGGAAAAUGCUGCCCUUUUCUGACACUCUGGAUGUGUUUCUUCCUUCAAGAAAUGAGAGACAGUUACAAAAGUAUCUUCCACUCAUCGGCAUCGAACUACACCCUCCACUCUGGCACUGAAAACAGGACCACAGAGACACCCUGCCCCGGUCACCCCAAAUCCAGAUAGCAAGAGGUGUUCCAAAUCAUAUGAGUUGGUAGAGAAGCUGCUCUCAGCCGUACACGGGUACAACUCAGAGUCUCCUUUCCUUAUCCCGACACUGCCAGCCAAUGCAAACUCCGGUGCAACAGCAACCUAACCAGCCACUUGGAAAAAAAAGAACUGUCAAUAGCCGGAGUACUGAACCUUGCGUACAUACUUCUCUGGUGUUGCCGUUUCAAACAAGGGCUAAUGUUGUCACCUUGUUUUUCUUCCUGCUUAACCACCCAAACUACAGCGGAUGCCCUCCGUGGGCUGACGGGACUCUUCCAGAAUGCCCAGGAACUCCUGGCUUUUUUUUAUAUGUUGGUAAAAUAUCAUAUUGUCCAUUAGGACUUUUAAAGGAAACCAAACAACAAUUUCUAAUAGCUGCCAUAUGGGUGAAGGGGUAAGAGGAAGAAGGAGCAAUUAAGUUGCACACUGUCAACCUAUCAAUAUUGGAGAAAGUUUUAUAGUGGGGGUGGGGAGUCCCCUCCCCCCCAUCUCUCUCUUUCAUUAACUUUCUCUCUCGUUAUCUCUCUGUCUUCCCCUUUCUUUUUAAAGCCAUUCUGGAGAAAAUGGUAUGGCUCUAGCACUGCUUGGGGAAAUUACUUUUUUUCUGGCCGCCUGUUGGUGGGAAUAUAAUUCCCUGAAUUCUCUGGGUGGCAUGGCCCAUGGUUUCUGGGAAUUACAGUCUAAAAAGAUCACAUUUUUUCCAUGUUUUGGGCUCUUGUUCUUAACCGAGUCUGUGAGUAGGCAUGCGAUGGGGCAAAUAGGGAGGGCGUUUUGGAGUUAUUCCAAGAGGAGCACUUGGUGUGAAGGCAUGAAACUGGGCAAAUGGGGAAAGGUUUCUCUCUGCAUGUGGGCAGAGCUGCUUGCUCUUUGAGACCGUUUCUUCUCUCUCUCUCUCUCUCUCUCUCUCUCUCUCUCUCUCUCUCUCUAGUUCAGGCAGUAGAGACUGCCAGAUGUAUGUUUGGAAGCAUAGAAUGGGAAGGCAGUAGCUCGUGGAGAUGGUCAGCAAAGCUGGAAGAGAAGUGACGCUUCCUGUUUAGUCAUGUCCAUUUCCUGUUUUUGAGGAUGCAGAAGUCCUGUGAGACUGAAUGAGCAAGCAUGAGAGGUGGUGAAUAGUGGCAGUCGGAAUGUUAGAAAACAAAGUGAUAUUUUGAAAAUAGGUGUGUGUUUUUUUUGUCGAUUUUUAAAUUUUUUUUAAAUUGUUGUUAUUUUACAAACCGACUUAGUUACUUGCCAUCCUUCAGUGCAUGGCAAUAGGGAUUUUGGAAAAGUGGACCCAGGAGGAAAACUCAAGAGUGGCUUUCCAAAUGUUAAGUGGUCACCGUUAUAACAUACUGACAGUUCUCUAUGAAGUCGGUGGUCAUGAUGUAGGGAAACCUCAGUCAGGAGGCCACCAGGUGAUGCUUUCUGCCGUGAGAUGGGCAGACAAAGUGGGUCACAUGAUCUGACAGAGCGAUCCAGAUUCUUCUUCCCCCAUGAGACCAGAAGGCAGACAACAUGAGGCUGGAAGUAUGGUGGCGGCUAAUGUGGCACUCCUUUUGGUCCAGUAGGGGGUGGUAGCGAGCUUGGUUAAGACAAACAGGAAAGUGAAGAACAAGUAGUACCUUUGUUUUAAGAUCACAUGCAGCUUUUGAAGACCUCCCCUUUGAGGAUCUUCUGUUGCUUCUGAGUCAGGGUCAGCAUCAGAGAUCUGCCCCGCUAGGCACCUGAAGAGAGCCCCUCCUGAGCAGAGGAGUCACUACCCCUGCUGUGCAGCAGCCUAAUCCUGAUGGCUGCAUCUCUUUGUUAUUACCUGUCUUCUUGUCUGAAUGAGCAAGCCGUCAUAAAAAUGAGGAGAAGCAAUCACCUCUGCAUGACUUUAACCGGUUAUGUUGACCCUAACAUCAGAAAGAGUGAGGUAGCUGCCUCUGGUGACCGAUGCUGGGCAGCAGUGGCAGCCCUUGUGCUGGCUGGGUGCUCUUGAUGUGGGGGGAGGGAAGUAAUUUUUUGGAAGGUCUGGCAGUUUCUCUGCCUUCCUGCUGAGGCCCCAGAUUGUUGUUGUUGUUUUGAAAAGGACAGGGCUGUGUGUGGCAUGCAUCUUCUUCUACACCUCCUAAAUUAGCCUGUUCUGUACGGUAGGUAUUAUCCUGUUCCCAGUGUUGAAGUCAGAUUUGACUGCCAGACCAGUUCAGUUUGAUAUAUGGAAGGUGGGAUUGGAGGGAACUUUGGCCUUGGCCUCUGGCAUCAAAAUGUUUUAGGCUAGACCUGCAGAGGGUAAACUAAUUAACAGCCGUGAGGCAGUGGACCAACUCAAGAAAGUAAGAUGCCAUUGCGGGCACCUAUGCCAUCUACUACAAACUCCAAAAUCCUGGGGUUAUUUCAGGGCUUAGGAUGCCACCAUGUCCCAGAAUGCCACUCUCUGGUGCUGGCAGUACAAGUCUGGCAGAGUCUCUCAUAAAGGGGGAAACAAUGCAUUCAUAUUGGCCGUCUUCCUAAACAUUUGACAAAGAAUUCCUCACUAUUGGAAUCCAUGAGGUUAAAUGACUUGAAGAAUGGCAGAACUCAUCCGUAGAAAAGGAUGGAGACUGAGAGGAUGGAAGAGCGACUAAUGUAUGAGGGUAGAAAGUCGUAGCCCAAGGACUGAGGGAAUGGAAGUGUGAAUGAAUGGAAGGAGGAGUCACAGAUGGGAAGGAAUGAGGAAAACAACUUGUUUCUUCUCCCUCUUCCUUGCUAAUUUAUCUUGUCAUAUGUGCACCCUUUUUAUUAUCACUUCCCCUCUUAAUUUUGCACUGUGGGAACAGCCAUGCCUGGAGCCCAAGAAUGAGUGGGUAAACAAUUGGACCUGUCAGAAUCUCUUCCUUUGAUGAGUGGAAUAGAGUCUGCAAAGAUCAACAUAUAUAUGGGCCAAGGGCUGAAACAGCUGUGUCCAGCCAUUUCCAUCAGUGUUUUUUAUAUGUAAUUAUUAUUAUUAACAAUAAACCAGAAUGGUGUUGCACGCUGA
Pogona vitticeps (central bearded dragon) is the source of this 6357-nucleotide messenger RNA. It is a transcript of the gene PPP1R18, whose product is annotated as protein phosphatase 1 regulatory subunit 18. The record is from RefSeq and is a predicted model, not a curated record. Gene Ontology annotation, molecular function: phosphatase binding. Lineage: Eukaryota; Metazoa; Chordata; Lepidosauria; Squamata; Agamidae.